Messenger RNA from Macrosiphum euphorbiae (potato aphid), 1674 nucleotides. NCBI's taxonomy places the organism in Eukaryota, Metazoa, Arthropoda, Insecta, Hemiptera, Aphididae. The record is from the annotation of a GenBank genome assembly.
AUGGCUUUGUCAGACAUAAAAAACAACUGUCUUGAUCUUAAAAUAAAUGAUAUCAUGUUAUUGGAAAAAAUAGCAAAAAUAUUAGAACAAUUUACAAACCUAAAAUUGAACAACGGAACGAAAAAUGACAAUAAAAACGAACUUCAAAACGCUACUCCACCAGAGGAUUUUCGAGUACUGUCUGUUUAUCCUACACCAGUUGAUUUAGAAUACCAACGACCUUUUUUACGUCCUAACAUUACAAAAGGAGCUUAUCAGAGUGUAGAACAUUAUUUAGACGUACAGUUUCGUCUUUUACGUGAAGAUUUUAUUGCACCACUUCGUGAAGGGAUUAAGUGUUCUAAAGAAAGUAAUAAAAAUCGUAACGAAAGACGGAAAAGAAUUAAUAAUAUUCGGAUAUAUCGCAAUGUUCAAUUUAACGAGGAAAAAGUUUUUGUACAAGAUAAAUUGGGAUAUUUAAUAAAUUUCAAUAAAAACAAAAAAUUGAAAAUCAACUGGGACAUUUCUAAACGGUUAAUGUAUGGAUCGUUAUUGUUAUUUACUAUGAAUGAAUUUAAUGAUUUUUUCAUCGGUAUUGUAUUGGGUCGUGAUAAAAAAUAUUUGGCAAACGGUCAAUUAAUUGUAGAAUUGAUUGACGACUUACAGCCAGGCAUGCUUACGUCAUCGUUCACCAUGGCCGAGAGCGAAGUGUAUUUUGAACCUUAUAAAUGUGCCAUGCAAGUUCUCCAGAACUUGAACGGUAAUAAUUUCCCCAUGGAAAAAUAUAUUAUUUCAACAUGUAAUAAAGUCGAAAAACCUAAUUACUUAAAAUCUUUACCAGUAAAAAUGUUCAAUUUCAAUGGCGGGGAACCAUUUAAUGUUUUAAACGAUAAUGAAUGGCCUGCACAAGAAAAAUUUGGACUAGACGAAAUGCAAUAUAAAGCCUUCAAAGCAGCAUUAACGAAUGAAUUGACGGUCAUACAAGGUCCACCUGGUACUGGGAAAACAUUUAUUGGGUUGAUGAUAAUCGAAACAAUUAUUAGAAGCAUGUACCAUUUUUUUGCGAAAAAUAGAUUACAAAAUCCGAUAUUAGUCGUAUGCUAUACCAAUCACGCCUUAGAUCAAUUUAUGGAAGGUAUAAUAAAAUUUACUACCAAUGUCGUUAGAAUUGGUGGCCAGACAAAAUCAGAUACUGUAAAAAACUAUACUUUAAAGAAUGUAACGAAAUACCAUAGGAAAUCGUCCAAUGUAUUUAAAACCAUUAGGAGUGCAACCGAAACAAUUAAAAAUGUGGAACAUGAAAUAACGUAUUUUAAAAAUUGUAAAGAAUUUAUUUCUCUAAAUGCUGGUAUUUUAGAAUUAUCCUUAUUGAAAAAUGGAUUACCAAUAAUUUAUCAAAAUUUUUUUUCUAGUUCAAUAAAGUAUAUUUGUUGGCUAUUUUGUGAUAAAGAUUACUUUGAUUUUGAUCCAAUUGACUUGAUUCAGAACAUAGAAUUGAAUACUGAACAUUGUCACUCUGAAAAAAUGUUAGAAGUUAAUAAUAUUAAUGACACAGAAGAUGAAAAUUUGCACUAUGAAAAUGAUGACCCGGACAUGGAUUUUAAACACCAGGAUAUUGUUAUUUACAGUCUUACUUUAAAAUUAAGUUACUUUAAACAGUUACUAGUCGCGUUGACUCGUUUGUAUUUUGUUUAG